UGGUCCGCGUCCCCCUAAGCCUGAGGCGGGCGAAGGAGCAAGCUACCCGGCGCUCGGUGAGUGGAGCCGGGCAGACUGGGAGGGUCAGGCGGGGCCAGGCAGCCCCACAGUGCGGCAUGCAGGUGUCGACCCUCGGGCCAGGGGCCCGGGGCCGCUUUCCCGCGCUGCUGACCAGGUGGCGAGAUCUCCGGGAGGAGGACGCGGACUACAGUUACAAAAAUCAAAACAUGAACGACAAUAUAUAUUACCAAUGUUCAAAGCUGAUUUGGGUACAACUGGAAUACAAUUGCCUACAACAUAUUCCAGAGGAAUUAGAAAAGUCAAAGUGAUGGAUAACAGAAAAGAGCCCCCAUUCUUCAAUGAAGAUAACAUGGGACUGGGACCAUUUGACUACAAACUUCUUUUCUGUGAUACCAUGGAGCUCUUCAUUGAGACACUGACUGGAACGUGUUUUGAGCUGAGAGUUUCACCCUUUGAAGCGGUUAUUUCUGUAAAGGCAAAAAUUCAAAGACUGGAAGGUAUCCCCAUCUGUCAGCAGCACUUAAUUUGGAAUAACGUGGAACUUGAAGAUGAUUAUUGCUUGAAUGAUUACAACAUUUCAGAAGGUUGUACUUUGAAGCUGGUUUUGGCCAUGCGUGGUGGACCUAUAAAUACUAGAAAAGUUCCCAUGGAAGACCCGCUUAGGGAGAUCGCCGAAUUCAUGGACCCCAGGCGAGAUGAGGUCUGGGAGAAGGCCUCCUGCAGCAGACAAGUCACGUUCUUGGUUUACCGGGAAGGAGAUCAGUUGAAUUUCUUUCGUGUAGUAGAUAGGGGAGAUGGCACUUUAACACCAUUAUCUGAAUCUUUAAGCAAUGGGUCUAUGUACAAUUUGUAUACAGAUGAGGAUGAGGAGGUGGAACCUUCUCCUUCUGGACAAAAGACCAUUGAAAAUUCAAUAACUAUGAAUAAGAUGAAGCUGCUGAAGGCGAAGAUGGAGAGGAUGAACCUCGGCAGAAAGCCCAAGAGAGCCCUGAGGGUGCAGCCUCGCCCGCCUGCUACUCGACCCACUAGCAGCUCCACAAGGGUGACCCUACGCCCCCGGCUUCUGCCUGCACUGACACCGCUGAGCUCCGGGAACCUGCGGGGUCCUUCCCAGCCUUGUGGUACCCAGCACUCCACAGGGAACUUAGCAACCGAGAACCUCCAUGAUCUGGUCCUCGAGAUCCCAUGCCAUGAAGAGAGCUUACCUGAGAAUGUGCUGCACCUGGGAGACACUAAGGGGAGCGUGGCAGGGACCAACAGCAGCGCUGAUGCUGUGGACAAGCAGAGGGUCAGCACUGUGUCACCAUCCCUGUCCUCUACCAGGGUGGCAGUGAAGAGUUCAGGAGACAGCAGGGCCCCAGGAAAGCCACACCGACAACCCCGGGUGCGGGACUCCAGAGCAGUCCCCAAGCCUGCAGCUGUCCCCAGCCCCGCAGGCUGUGGCUGUCGAGGAGUGAAGGUCCGCUCUCCAGGGAAGAGGCCUGAUGUGAUCUCCAGAGUGGAGGCCCGGGACAUCACGGAAAUAGCCAACAAGGCCACCAAGGAGCCCGUGGGCUGCAUGAGCAAUGUAGGGCUGCUGGCUUCUCUAGCACAGAGUGCCAGCAGGGAUGGGGUUCAGAGCGCUCGAGGGCCAGGGCGGCUGCACCCCCAAGGGACUACAUUGAGGCUGCCCCGACCUCGACUGAAGCCAGAGACUCCAUGUGGCUCCCCAGGGGGCCUGCCCUCCUCACCCUUCCAGUCUGCCCUUGACCUUCGAAAGAACCGAAGCAGCAUAGCAGCAGGGAAACGAGGAGAAUACACCCAUCACCUCCCACCCGUGAAAGCCCCUCUCCAAACAAAGAAGAAGGCAACAGCAAAACAUUGUUUUCUUUGUGGAAAGAAAACAGGACUGGCUACUAGCUACGAAUGCAGAUGUGGAAACAACUUCUGUGCAUCUCAUCGCUAUGCAGAGACUCAUGGCUGCACGUAUGAUUACAAGAGCGCAGGGAGGAGGUUCUUGCAGGAGGCAAAUCCUGUGGUGAAAGCACCAAAGCUUCCAAAAAUUUAACUUCUGCUCUGCGCCCUACUGUUCUACCCGCUCGCGAAAUCCUAUUAUAUUGACAGAAGAAAUGUUGUUCAGACUGCAUUGUUUUUGCUCGACUCCAAAAGAUUGGCCAAAUAACAAAAGCAUCUAAUGCAUACCAUUGGAGGAUGAAAAUGCUGCUGUAUUUGACGUCUUUUUUUUUUUUUUUUUGGUGAAUCAAAAGUUUUUAAAGUAGUUGUAAAAACUUACACUGUAAUGUGAGCUUUGUUCUUGCAUGUCUGUGUUCAGUGUCUUAUAUGUGAUACUGCACUUUCACUAAACAACCCUUCAAAACAUGCACUGUAGGAAGUAAAUACUGACUGUAAGCGAGUAUGUGGCAGCAGGGAAUUUGUGCUCAUGUGAAGGCUGUACUGAAAUGGACCACUUCUUUCCUUUUUAUUAUUUUUUGUGGAGAAGGAGGGGUGGUGUAAAUGUCUUUUGCUUUUUUUCUAAGUCCCAUGUAUGAAUGUUUAUGGAGUUACUGGCAAGUUCUUUUUUAUUUCAAACUACUGUUUUUAUAAAAAGAGAAUUUGGUUUCCAGUGCAGUUUUUAACACAUAAAUCUUACAUAUUCAAACUGCCAUUCAGUUAUCCAUCCUAUAAAACACAUCAUGUUAAUCAAGUACACAUUUUUUAAAAUACUACUUUUUAAAUGGCAGUUUUACAACAGUUUUACUUGUUGCUACUAAAUAGAGACACCAGCUUUCAGUUUUCAAAAAGUGGGUACACUGAAAGCAGAAUUUUGCAGCAUUGUUUUUCAUAUAGGUCACGUGCUUUUACCAGAAAAAAAAUGCACUUAAAUAUUCAAUGUGACUAUGAGUUUCAUUGUUUACAAUGAAUUUCCUUUCAUAAAUAAAG
Octodon degus (degu) is the source of this 2940-nucleotide messenger RNA. It is a transcript of the gene Zfand4, whose product is annotated as zinc finger AN1-type containing 4. The record is from RefSeq and is a predicted model, not a curated record. Bases 251 to 2068 code for a protein of 605 amino acids. Gene Ontology annotation, molecular function: protein binding; zinc ion binding. The transcript has 10 exons. Lineage: Eukaryota; Metazoa; Chordata; Mammalia; Rodentia; Octodontidae.